AGGCGGCGCUUGUGGGGCGUGGGACUCCAGACAAAGAAGACACACACACACACACACACAACGCUCACACACGCACGACAAGACUUGGACAGCUGGAAACAAUCUUCAACUCCUGGGACUACUUUUUCUUUUUUUUACCUCCUGGCUAACAAAGUUGUCAAAAAAAAGGGGUGGGGGGAGCUGUGUGUUUUCCAGCUGUGCGGAUCCAUAAGUUGUGUUACCAUAUGUUGCGCGUAAAUGUGUGUGCGUGUUAACGUGCUUGGGAUGGCAAAGAGGGGCUGGCUUUGCUCUUAGCUCUCCGCCAUGGGGGGUUGCCAUAGUUACCCCACCGCCACCAAAGGGGACGGCAACGCUCCUCCCGACGUCUGUGAUGGAAAAUUGGGAAUCAACAACAACAUCCUGGAAGCACGUCCGUACCUCCAGCAGGAGUUGGCGAGCCAGCACAUCAACAACAUGGACAUGUGCGCGCUCACGUCGCUGCCGCCCGGCGUGGACAAGGCCGAGUGGUUGGCCAGCAACACGGUAUCGUUUUUCAAGCACAUAAACCUGUUCUCCAGCGUGCUGUCUGAGUUCUGCACCCCCAGCACCUGCCCGACCGCCUGCGGACCGGGUGACACAAUUUACGUUUGGACUGAUGACCAUGGCAGGAAGCUGAAGUGCUCGGCUCCUCUGUACUUUGACUACGCCAUGUCCUACAUUCAGGACCUGCUCACAGAUGAAGAGGUUUUCCCCACAAAAGCAGGCUCAGUGUUCCCCACCGGCUUCAUCUUCCUGGUACAGAAGGUGUUUUUGUUGCUGUUCAGGACUCUGGCACACAUCUACUGGUCUCACUUCCGGCAGACGCAAGCCCUGGGUCUGCACCCGCACCUCAACACGCUCUUCACGCACCUCACGCUCUUUUGCCGGCAGCAUGCGCUCCUGGAUGCCGAGGACACCGAACCACUGCAAGAUCUCAUCUCGGCUCUGGGACUGCAAAGAAGAACUUAAGACAAUAAAUGGCGUGAAGGUUUGCUUUAAGAAGCUGGGUCCACAGCAUCCGGCGCCAAAUACUUUAUGUCAAGAUUGAAAUGUUGCUGGUCAUUAAAAAGCCAAGACAUUAUUUAAUUGAGAAAAAAAAAAAGAGAAUCAACGGACGUAACUGACAAUCCAGUUAAAUGUGCAAUCGUGUUAAAGAUGUACACCCGCCAUAAGGUAUGAUAUCACAUUGUCAAGACUGCAUGAUACACACACAGUAUAAUCUCUGCUAUAUGAUGUAUUGAAUUAUUUUCAUGUAUUUGUAUGUACUCUUGUGCCAGAAACAUGUCUGAAAAAUAAAAUGUAUUUUACAGUAUUGCCUGUUUAGAUGCCAUAUUCCCAAAGUGGUCACCAAUCCAUCCAUUUUGUUACAAGACUUGUCCUCAUUAGGGUCCUGAAUGAGCUGGAACGUAUGCCAUCUGACUUUGGGAUACAACCUGGACCGGCUUCCAGUGCACAUGUACACCAUUAUUCACAUUCACACCUCUCGAUAAUUUAGUCAUCAUUGAACCUAAUGCGGUGCCGCGGUGGGGCAGCUGUAGAGCAUUGGGCUCACAGUUCUGACGACCAGGGUUCAAAUACUAACCCCAUCUGUGUGAAUUUUUCACGUUCCCCCCAUGCGUGCGUCGUUUUUUUCCCACAUCCCAAAAACAUGCAACAUUAAUUGCACACUCUAUAUUGCCCCUAGGUGUGAUUGUGAGUGUGACUUUUGUCUGCCUCCAUGUGCCCUGCGUUUGGCUGGCAACCAGUUUCGGCCCGAUGAAAACUGGGAUUGGCUCCAGCACUCCCGAGACCCUCAUGAGGAAAAGUGGCUCAGAAAAUGGGUGGCUGGAUGAACCUAAUGCAUGUACUCUUGAGUUUUUGGAAUGUGGGAGGAAAUUGCCCCCACCCCUGUGCUGACGAAAGCCAAUAGAGUAUGGGUGCACUUUGGAGUCAUCUCAAAACCCCUCUCAUAUAAAAACACUUGCCCGUCACACCAUAUUCUUAUUUACAUGGGUGGCUAACAUUAGCUAAAACACUUACCUGUGACUUGAUAUUGUUAUUUAUUCAGCUAAUGUAGCUAACUAAAAUUAGCUAAUGUCUAUAUUUACAAAUACAAACGGACUGCUGGGGACAAAUUCCUUAUGUUGUUACAUACUUGGCCUUUAAAACUGAUUCUGACAAUAUUGUGAUGUAUUCGUGAUUGGUCCGUAUUAUUUGAAAAAUACAAUGCUCCUGUGGCGUGAGUAGAGGUAUGGAAGUGACUCCACAAUGCACACACACUUUUCUUUUCCCUCAAGCUGAUCAUGCAACAACAGCGCUACCUGCUGGCAAAAGCCUCAGCAACUACUUCGUUCAAUUGAAGCCUACAUACGCAUUAGAUUAGUACCCCUUAAAGCCAAUUGUGCUUUACUACAUAUCGUAAUUUCUUGUGCAUAAUGCACAUUUUUACCCCCCAAAAUUGUAAAAAGUCAAAUUUGCUCAUUGUACAUUGAUUUAGGGGAAUAUUUUUUUAAAAAAAUCACAUUCAAGAAAUAUAUGUUGCCAUAUGGAAGUUCUGAAAAAGCUGUAUGCUUUCAUGCCAAUAUACCACCACCACCUAAAAGAAAGGUGUACCUUGCUCUUUAAGUGUAAACUUAUGACUGCAUAUAUGGACAGUUCUGCUCAUACAUACACUGGCAGAAUUUUUUAAAUACUUUUUUUCAAUUCGA
Syngnathoides biaculeatus (alligator pipefish) is the source of this 2705-nucleotide messenger RNA. Its product is annotated as MOB kinase activator 2. Gene Ontology annotation, molecular function: protein kinase activator activity. The record is from RefSeq and is a predicted model, not a curated record. The transcript has 5 exons. NCBI's taxonomy places the organism in Eukaryota, Metazoa, Chordata, Actinopteri, Syngnathiformes, Syngnathidae. Gene Ontology annotation, cellular component: nucleus; cytoplasm. Gene Ontology annotation, biological process: signal transduction; positive regulation of protein phosphorylation. Bases 304 to 987 code for a protein of 227 amino acids.